GGCACAAUGGGCUGGUGGCAGCUGCCUACUUGCAGCGGGCAGGGCUGCGCACAGCCGUGCUGGAGAAACGCCAUGUGCUGGGCGGUGCGGCUGUCACAGAGGAGAUCGUGCCAGGCUUCAAGUUCUCCCGGGCAUCGUACCUGCUCAGCCUGCUGCGGCCACAGAUCUACACUGAGCUGGAGCUGCAGCAGCAUGGUCUGAGGGUGCUCCCACGGGACCCCUACUCCUUCACCCCACUGCUGGAGGACAGGAAUCCCCCUCGCUCCCUCCUGCUGGGAAACAACAUGGCCCAGACCCAGCAGCAGAUUGCUCAGUUCUCCCAGAAGGAUGCCCAGGCUUAUCCUGAGUAUGAGGCGUUUAUGGGGGGUUUGGUGUCAGCCCUUGACCUGCUGCUGGAUGCUGCCCCAGUGGAUACAGCUGCUCUGGGGCAGGGCCCCUUGCUCCAGCGGCUCAGGGCCCUGCGAUCCCUGUGGCCCCUGCUGCAGGCAGGGCUGGCGCUGGGGCGGCAGCUGCCCCGCUACUAUGAGGUGCUCACAGCCCCCAUCUCCAAGAUCCUGGAUCAGUGGUUUGAGUCAGAGCCCCUGAAGGCAACUCUGGCUACUGAUGCGGUGAUUGGAGCCAUGGCCAGCCCCCACACGCCUGGCAGUGGGUGAGUGCUGUUGCACCAUGUGAUGGGCGAGCUGGAGGGACGGCGGGGGGCCUGGGGCUACGUGUCUGGUGGGAUGGGAGCCCUGUCCCAAGCCAUUGCCCAUGCAGCAGCUGCCAGGGGAGCCCACAUCUUUGCUGAGAAGGCUGUGUCCCGUGUGCUGCUGGGCAGGGGUGGGCAGGCGCAGGGUGUUGUGCUGCAGGAUGGGACGGAGGUGAGGAGCAAACUGGUGCUGUCCAACGCCUCCCCCCAAAUCACCUUCCUGGAGCUCAUCCCCCAGUGCUCUAUCCAUCUCAACUGCGAGGGCACCCACCUCCUGCACCAGGCCUUCACUGAGGCCACCAACGGAUACCCUUCCAGCAGGCCCAUGAUAGAACUCUGCAUCCCCUCGGUGCUGGAUCCAGGGCUGGCCCCACAGGGCUGCCAUGUUGUGUCCCUCUUCACCCAGUACACCCCCUCUGUGCUGGCAGGCGGGCAGCCCUGGGAUGAGCAGGCCAGAAAUGCAUAUGCGGACACAGUGUUUGACUGCAUUGAAGCCUAUGCCCCAGGAUUCAAGGCAUCCAUCAUCGGCAGGGACAUCUUGACACCACCAGAUCUGGAGAGCAUCUUUGGGCUGCCUGGUGGGAACAUCUUCCAUGGAGGGAUGUCUCUGGACCAGCUGUACUUUGCCCGGCCAGCACCAUCCUACUCAGGCUACCGGUCUCCAGUUCCUGGCUUGUAUCUGUGUGGAAGUGGAGCCCACCCUGGAGGAGGAGUGAUGGGAGCUGCAGGACGCAAUGCUGCCCAUGUGGCCCUAAAGGACUUUAGGCACCUGUGA
This is a messenger RNA of Nestor notabilis (Kea), 1463 nucleotides long. RefSeq names its product pyridine nucleotide-disulphide oxidoreductase domain 2 (gene PYROXD2). The annotation marks the transcript as partial. Lineage: Eukaryota; Metazoa; Chordata; Aves; Psittaciformes; Psittacidae. The transcript is spliced from 14 exons. The record is from RefSeq and is a predicted model, not a curated record.